Molecule: messenger RNA, 321 nt
Organism: Gamsiella multidivaricata
Lineage: Eukaryota; Fungi; Mortierellomycota; Mortierellomycetes; Mortierellales; Mortierellaceae
Exons: 1
Coding region: 30-254 (74 amino acids)
Source: RefSeq, a predicted model, not a curated record
UUUCACAACUCUACUGGAAGCGCAAGGUGAUGAAGACCACCAGAAUCGGUCUAAAGACCCUCAAGACGUCUCUGACUGCAACCAUGCUGCUCUCCAACACAACUAUCUCCGCUACUUCAUCUGAUGUCACGCAUGGACGCCUCCGAAUGCACCCCCCUCAAGGCUAUCCUUCACAUCCAGUUGUAUUUAUCCUGAUGCCGAGGAGAUAUCGACUGCGCGUAAAUAGCGGGCCCAGGACGCGUAAUUGGUGCUGAAGAAAAAAUGAACCCUGAAUAACUGCAUUGUAUCAUACUCACUUAUAUCAGGGUCGUACGUAACGCC